Messenger RNA from Vicia villosa (hairy vetch), 839 nucleotides. Its product is annotated as kunitz type trypsin inhibitor 104-like. Bases 1 to 606 code for a protein of 201 amino acids. The transcript has a single exon. The record is from RefSeq and is a predicted model, not a curated record. Gene Ontology annotation, molecular function: endopeptidase inhibitor activity. NCBI's taxonomy places the organism in Eukaryota, Viridiplantae, Streptophyta, Magnoliopsida, Fabales, Fabaceae.
AUGUCAACUAGAUUCCUCACCGUAUUCAUCCUUGCUCAUGUCUGGCUUUUGAUGGCAACAACAUCAAUAGCCCAAGUUGUGAUAGACACAAGUGGCGACGCAGUUGAGGACGAUGAGGAAUACUUCAUCAGGCCUGCUAUCACAGGCAAUGGAGGAGGUUCUACAUUGAUUACCGGAAACGCCCCAUGCCCUCUGCAAGUUGGUCUUGUCAACACUGACUUGGCCCUCGGUUUUCCGGUGGUAUUCACACCUUUUGCCGAUGAUGAUGAAGACGACGUGUUUCUUGACAGAGACUUGAGAGUAACAUUUGCAACUGUCUCAACUUGCGCGCAGUCAACAUCAUGGAGAGUGGGUGAGAAAGAUGCUACGAGUGGAAGGAGGCUGAUUAUAACCGGAAGGGAUGACAGUACAGUUGGAUCAUAUGGUAACUUCUUUAGGAUUGUGUCAACACAAAGUAGAGGUAUCUAUAACAUCCAAUGGUGCCCUGCAGAGGUAUGCCCAAGUUGUAAGUUUGAAUGUGGAACUGUUGGUGUUAUUCGUGAGAAUGGAAAGAUUUUGUUGGCCUUAGAUGGUGGUGCACUCCCUGUUGUGUUCCAGAAGGAAUGAUUAUUAGUAGGAUGGUGAAGUUUAUUUCAGUGGUUUGUUUCGUAUAUUCACUUGCUUUUCAAUAAAUAUUGAUAUCAUGUAUUCUAUCAUGGAAGGAAAGGGUUAGAUGCAUUCUAUCAUGGAAUAAAGGCUCAGUUGGGUAUGUGUAUUUUCUCUCCUAAGUAUAAGAAUAAAUAAGUUGGAUCCAGUGUAUUUUAUUUAUAGUCAUCUUGUAAUGAUAUAUUUAGUGACAU